Messenger RNA from Ictalurus punctatus (channel catfish), 1791 nucleotides. It is a transcript of the gene znhit6, whose product is annotated as zinc finger HIT-type containing 6. The transcript has 10 exons. The record is from RefSeq and is a predicted model, not a curated record. The coding region runs from base 119 to 1354 and encodes 411 amino acids. NCBI's taxonomy places the organism in Eukaryota, Metazoa, Chordata, Actinopteri, Siluriformes, Ictaluridae. Gene Ontology annotation, biological process: box C/D snoRNP assembly; maturation of LSU-rRNA from tricistronic rRNA transcript (SSU-rRNA, 5.8S rRNA, LSU-rRNA); snoRNA localization. Gene Ontology annotation, cellular component: nucleus; pre-snoRNP complex.
AGAAAUACGGCAGCGGCUGGUGCACGUGAUUCGGAAGUGAGUGAACGCACUUCUGGAGAGGUUUGCAGUGAGAAAGUUCACUAUCGGAGUUUUAUUGAUUUAAAAAUAAACAACAAUAAUGUGGGACGCGGCGUUUUUACAGAACAAACUUGACAUGGACUUGUCAGAAGAGGAGCGGAGAGGACUGAAGCGGAAAAUAUCGUUGACAAGCUGUGAUGUGUGCGAAGCCGAGGAGGCCAAGUACCGCUGUCCCAACUGCCUGAAGUGCUCCUGCAGUCUGCCCUGUGUGAAGCAGCACAAGUUCCGCUCAGGGUGCAGUGGCGUUCGGGAUCGCACCACCUUUGUCCCUCUGUCUCACUUCAGCGACCUCCACCUGCUCAACGACUACAGGUUUCUGGAGGAGACGGGACGCGUCGCUGAGAGACCCAACAGAGACGCACUGCUACGCACUCGCUCACGCCACAGCUUCCGUGUGAUGCUGCUGUUGAGGAACGCGAGGGCAGCGAAGGUAAAUCUGAAGAUCCUGCCGAAGUCCUUCAGCCGUGGCAGAGAGAACACGUCCAUGUACAACAAAAUAGAGAGGAAGCUGUACUGGCACCUGAAGCUCAUCUUCCCUCAGAGCGAUGCGGAAUACUCCACCAGAGUUCCAGAAGACCGAGUUCUCGAGAAGAUCCUGAGCGACUACGUCCACCCGACUGAAUCGGAUCCGGUCAAACGGCAGAACUUGAAGACGUACGUUCUCACUCCCCUCGAUCAGCUCAGCGUGUUUAUGAAGUCUGAGCAGAGGCUGCCAAACUCUCUGAACUACCAUGAGCUGGACUUGAAGAAAAGUCUCAGAGAGAACCUGGCGUUCAAAACGGUGGUGGAGUACCCCGAGCUCCACGUGGUUGUAAAAGGACAUUGUGAGGAAUACCGCACUCGCAUCCCAGACAAAGGCAUCAUCUCAUCACGUCCGUCUUCCUCUUCAGAAGCUCGGGGAGCUCCGGAGAGCCACCCGGCAAGAACAGAAAAGGAAACAAUGGCAGAAUCGGAGCUGGAGGAGGGAGAGAUCCAAAGCGAGGAUGAGGAGGAUAAUAAUCUAAAAAAAACAUUGAACGAACCUCCACAUCAUCUAAAUGACGAUGAUGAUGAUGAUGAUGAUCUCAAAAAUACAGCAGGCUCAGAGUGUCAUCUUCCUCGUCCUUCAAGCGAUAAUAUCGAUGAGGAUGUUGAAGGUCAUCUUGGUGACCUUGAAAGUCCUGCUGUCCAGAAUGCAGUGCGUCUUUCUUCCUGCCAUGAUGAUGUCACCAAACAGAAGAGUGAUUCCCUGGAAGCAGAUGUUGCUCCUCUUCCUCCUCCUGAUGGUGGAAUAUGAAAGGAUGACACCGCGAUGGAAAUGACGGGGGGAAAAAAUCCGUGCUUUGUAUGUUUCGCUUACUGCGGACUCGAUAAUCACAAAUUCAUUGCCGUUAUUUAGGACAAAGAUCAGGUGCUUAUUGUAAAAUAAUCAGCGACAAGGUGGUGAGUAGGCGGAGUUACCGUUACCGCUCCGCAGGUGAUUAUUUAUCAAUAAUCGCACGUCCUGAAGGGUUUUAUUCCUCUUUAUUCCAAUUCUUACAAUUUUUUGUUUUAUUAGAAGAACGAUGAAUCAUAGUUUUUUUUAUCUGUUUAUAGUUAUUUUGACUGUUUUGGAACAUCCAUGAACAUCCAAGUUAGUUCCUGUUCUCACUUGCAUUAUGGUAGGAUCGGUAUUUUCUUAGCAUGUUCUAUAAAAGUUAUACAUAAGUAAUAAAAAGUGCAGUUUUUUUUUUU